UGAUUUAUAGAUAUAAUACUGCUGUGGUGUUCAAGAGAGUUUAAUAAGACAAGAAACGCAGCGUUCAAGUAUUCCACUAUUAUCUUCAACGAUUUCAGUUCAUUCAAUGGAAGACUACAUAACCACCCAUUAUCCGAGUAAAACGUUGUCAUCAUCGUCAUGGAUUUCUCUAUAGACCAUCAUUGUUAAUGUGGACAAAAGCAGAGGAGCGUCUCGACUCUGGAUCCGAGCUUCAGUAGAGGUGGGCAGCGGUCGCAGGAGAACUUACAGCGGGGAAUGACGGGAGGAGACGGCUUUCCCGAUGGAGAAGAGGAGAGCCCUUUUCCAGGCCCCUGCGUGCGUACGGUGCAGGCGGACCGAACCGGCGGCGGGCAGGACCCCGGGGAAAGCUCUCCGGGGUGUGAGGAGAGUGGAGGAGAGCAGACACACAAGGAUGUGGACAUGAACAGUGGUCAUGAGUCCAGCAGUGGGAACGACAGCCUCGCUGGAUCACGACAUCAUCGGUCCUCGGCCAAUUGCAGCCCUGGAAGCACCACGGGGUCAGGAAGCACUAAGAGCUCAAAGUCUGCCACUGUCUCUUCAUCCUCCAGCUUUCACAGCUCUCGUCACACAGAGUGCAGCAGUGAGCAGACGGAGCACGGGCGAGGGCAGACACACAGAGAGAUGAUGCAGACGGUGCAGGAGAUGAAGAAGCGUCUGCCGUCUGAGAAGAGGAUGCGCAGUAAAGCCAGCACUGUGGAGGCACUGCACUACGCGCUGAACUGUGUCAAACAAGUGCAAGCAAACAGUGAGUACUACAACUUGCUGAUGAGCAGGGGUCUGAAGGAGAGACGGGACGCUACUGUGUGCACACUGGAGGAGCUGGAGAGAAUCACGUCAGAACACACACUCAAAAACACGGACAUGUUUGUGGUGGUCUACUCUCUGGCCUCUGGGAAGGUGGUGUACGCGUCUGAACAGGCCUCCAGCGUGCUUCACUGCAAGAGGAAGUUUCUGGAAUCUGCCAAGUUCGUGGACCUUUUGUACCAUCAGGACGUCAAUGUGUUUUACUCGCACACGGCGCAGCCGCCGCGACUGCCGCACUGGAAUGUGGGAACGGACAAUGCAGCGGCUCUGUUUGAAUGUGCCCAGGUCAAGUCCUUCUUCUGUCGAUUCAGAGGAGGGAAAGACAGAGAUGGAGAAAUGCGUUAUUGUCCUUUCCGGAUCACCCCGUACCUGCUGAAGGUUCAGGGAUUGAGUGGAGAAGAGCCGUGCUGCCUGUCCCUCGCUGAACGCAUCAUCUCAGGAUAUGAGGCCCCUCGCAUCCCCAUGGACAAGCGCAUAUUCAGCACGACUCAUUCUCCAGGCUGUGUCUUUUUAGAAGUGGAUGACCGUGCGGUGCCUCUGCUCGGUUACCUCCCUCAGGACCUGAUCGGUUCCUCUGUUCUGACCGUCCUACAUCCAGACGACCGGCAGCUCAUGCUGGCCUUGCAUCGCAAAAUUCUGAAGUACGCAGGCCAGCCGCCGUUUGAACACUCGCCCAUCCGGUUCCGGUGUCAGAACGGGGACUACGUGACCCUGGACUCCAGCUGGUCCAGCUUCAUCAACCCUUGGAGCCGGAAGGUGGCCUUCAUCAUCGGCAGGCACAAAGUUCGCACUGGACCUCUGAAUGAAGAUGUUUUUGCUGCACGGAGUAAUGCCGAGCAGCCAAUCAUGUGUGAGGACGUGAAAGAGCUUCAGGCCAUGAUCCACAAGCUCUUCCAGCAGCCUGUUCAUAAUAAAGGAUCGAGUGGCUAUGGCAGUCUGGGUAGUAACGGCUCUCACGAGCACUACAUCAGUGUGGCGUCGUCCAGCGACAGUAACGGAAACCUCUGGGAGGACUCGCACAGAGAACCAAUGACGUUGCAGCAGUUUUGUACAGAUGUCAAUAAAGUGAAAAACUGGGGCCAGCAGGCGUAUCGCGACUCCCGGAGGAAGCUCACACCUUUAGGACCAACCACUGCAGUGGCAGGCGCAGGAUUUCAUCCUAACUCCAGUCAGGGUUUGGGAAUUAGAAAUCAUCUGAAGCAGUCUCUACAAGAAGCCCGGAAACAUCCACACAUUCCAUCGUAUCAGCAGAUCAACUGUGUGGACAGCAUCAUCAGAUAUCUAGAGAGCUGUGCAACAUCUGCUCUGAAACGAAAGAGCGAGUCUUUGUCCAUAUUUACUUCUUCCUCUUCUUCUAUGUCUGAGGAAGAGAAACCUGAAGCGGUCGCACAGGAAGACACCAUGAACACAGAUGAAGCUGCUCUCGAGGGCGCUGGUGUUCUGGACAGUCAGGUGUCUGCGGGAUCAGUCACGACGGCAGCUGUAGUGGGAGCACAGCUCACUGACCUCACGAUCUCUACAGAAGCCAUGAGCGUUGUGUCCGUCACCAGUCAGUGCAGCUACAGCAGCACCAUAGUGCAUGUCCCGCAGCCCGAGUCGGAAGUCACAGCCUUAGAAGAUGCUCCAAUGGGUAGCGAGCCCACAGACUCCGCCCCCACCCCUGCAUGCCCCGCCCCCAGCACCUCUUUAGCGGCUCAGGAGGAGUUACUCCUGGUGGGUCUCACCAAAGAGGUGCUGUCAGCUCACACCCAGAAUGAGGAGCAGCAAUUCGUCGACCGUUUCCGACAUCGUAUCCUGCAGAGUCCCUACAGCUCCUACCUCCAACAGGACAACAGCAGCAUGGCCCAUUCUCAUCACAGAGGUGAUGUCGUGCGACCUCCGAACAAACACAAGCGUCCGAAACCAGAGGACUCGUCCGACAGCUACGGCUCCCAGCCGGGCAACUACUGGUCACUUCCCGGACCCACAGGAGCGCCCCAUUCCUCCUGGCCUUCCUCAGAGUCAUCUCAGCUCCCGCCAUCCAACAUCGGCUUUGUGCCGCCCAUGCAAACCGCCCCUUACUUCACCGUCGGUGCGGAUCAGCAGCCCAUGGUGGUCCAGCCUCACCAAGGUCUCCAGAACCUCCAGCCCAUGACUCCCAUGAUGGUUGUCCUACUUCCUAGCUACCCCAUGUACCCCGGCACCAAUGGCAUGUACCUCCAGGGGAUGCCCGUUGCUGCGCCUGGAGUCGUUCCCCAGACUCCCUUUAAUAUGGGUGGGUUUGUCCCACCUGGUGCCCACAUGGCUCAUGGGUCUCCAUUGCAUGGACAUGUUCCAGGGUCCACCGUCACAGGUGUUGGGAUGCCAGCCGGUGCCUCCGCAGAGGUCGACUCGAUUCCCACCCCUUGGUUUGGGGAAGACCUUGAUGCAGGACAGCCCACAGCGCUCUUCUCCAGCUCUCGCUCCAGCUCACCCAUCCAGCUGAAUUUACUCCAGGAGGAGCUGACCAAACCCACCGAACCCCUGAACAGCGCUGGUCCUGAGAGUCUGCACCAGCACCACGCCAAAACGGAAGAAGCUCCCAGUGAGUCGGGGAACCAGGACGCCCAUUCUACCUCCAGCGAAAUGCUUGACCAAUUGCUACAGGAGGACGCCCGCUCAGGAACCGGCUCCAACGCGUCGGGCAGUGGCUCCGGAGAGUCGGGAGGCUCACUGGGCUCCGGACUGGGAUCUAACGGAACGUCAACCAGCCAUACCGGCAGCAGCAACAACAGCAAGUACUUUGCAAGCAACGAUUCAUCGGACACGUCCCGAAAGGCGCGCAAGUCCGCGGAGGCCCAGGAAAAGGAGCGUACGACCCUCAAGAAGCCCGUGGACAACCCUCUGUGGAGCGCGAUCAAGCAGACACCAGAGCCCAUCAUGAUGACCUAUCGGAUCAGCCCCAGGGAUCAGGACCAGGUUCUGCAAGAAGACCGAGAGAAGCUGCUUCUGAUGCAGCCCAUGCAGCCCUGGUUCACCCUGGACCAGAAGAAGGAGCUCGCUGAGGUUCAUCCCUGGAUCCGGCAGCACACCUUCCCACAGGAGAUCAACACACAGGGCUGUGUGAGUUGUAACACCAUGGAAUCGGGUGAGAAACUGAAUCUUCAGACUGACUCUCCGAACCCUCCUGACAGCUCCUGUCCGUCACAGGACACCAGACCCACCACAGACACCUGAAAGCUCUCUGCUGCUUAGACAAUCACUGCCACUGCUGGACCUCCGGCUUUCUGGGACUCGAUGACUCCUCUGCUUUCAGCUGGGAUUCUUAGGAAGGGAGAGCCGUCCGUGUGCCAGCCUCUCAUAAUCCCGCCAUCCAACAUCGGCUUUGUGCCGCCCGUGGCAGUGCCCACGCAAACCGCCCCUUACUUCACCGUCGGUGCGGAUCAGCAGCCCAUGGUGGUCCAGCCUGACCAAGGUCUCCAGAACCUUCAGC
Messenger RNA from Rhinichthys klamathensis goyatoka, 4297 nucleotides. It is a transcript of the gene per3, whose product is annotated as period circadian clock 3. Bases 277 to 4041 code for a protein of 1254 amino acids. The transcript has 23 exons. The record is from RefSeq and is a predicted model, not a curated record. Gene Ontology annotation, molecular function: transcription corepressor binding; transcription cis-regulatory region binding. Gene Ontology annotation, cellular component: nucleus; cytoplasm. Lineage: Eukaryota; Metazoa; Chordata; Actinopteri; Cypriniformes; Leuciscidae. Gene Ontology annotation, biological process: negative regulation of transcription by RNA polymerase II; circadian regulation of gene expression; entrainment of circadian clock by photoperiod.